Seriola aureovittata is the source of this 2255-nucleotide messenger RNA. RefSeq names its product tudor and KH domain containing (gene tdrkh). Bases 51 to 1739 code for a protein of 562 amino acids. NCBI's taxonomy places the organism in Eukaryota, Metazoa, Chordata, Actinopteri, Carangiformes, Carangidae. The transcript has 13 exons. Gene Ontology annotation, biological process: spermatogenesis. Gene Ontology annotation, molecular function: RNA binding. The record is from RefSeq and is a predicted model, not a curated record.
GUGUGUGUGUGUUCAGGUGGAGCGUCCCGCUGGGUGCAGCGCAGCGUGUCAUGGACGCGGUGAAGGAGGGUCACAAGAGCAGCCUGAGCUCGGGUAAAAUGGUGGCUCUGGCGGCGGGGCUCUCUGUCGGGGCCACGGUGGGCUACAUGGUCUAUCGCCACAUGAGCAGCACCAGCAGCAGUCAGGGGCCCGACACCGAGGUGUCAAAGAUGACGCUCCCUGUGGAGGUUUACAGGAACAUGUCCAGAUACCAGGCCAAGUUUUUGGAUGUGGUGACCCAGAGGUCUGGAGCUCAUGUGCGGGUGUUGUCGGGCUCGGGGGAGCCUGGCUGUAAGGCCGUGUGCUUCCUGCUGCAGGGCUCGAAGGAGCAGAUCCUGCUGGCCCGCUGCGUCCUGGAGAACCUGGUCACCGACUGUGAACCGCUCACCGAGACCUUGGAGGUUCCUCAGACCGCCUUCGGACGUAUCAUAGGUCGUGGUGGAGGGAGUUUGAAACUGAUCACCAGGACAACGGGGGCCAAAUUGUCUUGUUCCAAAGAGAAGACAGCGGGUCCUGGAGCGAAGGGCAACGUGACGAUCACAGGGACCAGAGAGGAGGUGAAACAGGCCAAGGAGCUGAUUCUGGAGAAAGUCAGAGAGGACACGACGGUGAGGACGAAGAUCUCGCAGUCGUCCGCUCUGCGUCAGAGGCGUGGCCACACUGCGGUGAACCAGAGGCCGGACAGAACAGAACCUGAGGCACCGGCGGGUUUGAACAACAACGGCCCCCACCCCCCAGUGAAGAACGGGCUCAUUCAGUCGUGUGGAACCGCAGGAGAACCAGAACAUAUUCAGGACAAGAUGGAGGAGCACAAACUCAGCAACACUGACAGCAAGGAGGAGGAGGAGGAAGAGGAGGAAGAGGAGGAGGAGGAGAGUCUCUCCACAGACUCUCUCUCUGAAGUUUCCAAGUUUGAAAUUCCCAGUCCAGACCUGAGCUUCCAGCCUGACGAACAUCUGGAAGUUUACGUCUCUGCGUCGGAGAACCCGAACCACUUCUGGAUCCAGAUCCUGGGGGUCCGCUCCCUGCAGCUGGACAAACUGACGGAGGAGAUGAACCGCUUCUACAACGGCGGCGACCGCACAGAGCAGAGGGUGGAGACCAUCGUGGUCGGGGACAUUGUGGCCGCUCCGUACCGAGACCACGGCACGUGGAACAGGGCCAGGGUGCUGGGAGUCCUGUCCUCUGGACACGUGGACCUUUACUAUGUUGACUUUGGGGACAACGGGGAGCUGCCCAGAGACAGUCUCUGCCGUAUGAGGAGUGACUUCCUCAGUUUACCAUUCCAAGCCAUCGAGUGCAGCUUAGCAGGAGUGAGACCGAAAGGAGAGGCGUGGACUGAGGCGGCCCUGGAUGAGUUCGAGCGGCUGACGUACUGCGCCUCCUGGAGACCCCUGCAGGCCAAACUGUGCAGCUACUCCCACUCUGAGGUCUCCUCCUGGCCCAGCGUCAAGCUCUAUGUGAACAGCGAGGCCAAGACUGUAGAUAUCGGAGAGGAGCUCGUACGGCUCGGCCACGCCGUCAGCUUCCAGGAAGUGAUGAACGGAAAGACUGAGGGCGACAAUCUUGGCUGUCUGCAGAGGAUGCUGGACGACGUGAUAGGAGCGUCGUCAGAGCUCAGUCUCUCCUGUAUCAGCUUGUCAGAAGUCGCCUCGAUCUCAGGAAGCGUCGAUGAUGUCAUAGAGGACGAGCUGCUCUGAGACCAAAGACGUAAAUAAAUGUCAAGCACUGACCAUCCAUUCCUCAGCAUCAGCUCUGAUGAGAUGAAGGGGGUGUUUCCUCAUCUGACCCGACUCGGCCACAUGACUCCUCAUUGUGAAGCCUUACCUACCUGACGACUGCAGCAAUUCUUCCAGCCAUAUUCACUUUAUCGUUAUUACUUCAGUACACAAUGAAUUCUUUGUUUUGCCUUUAUGCUGUUCUGCAUCUGUUCCAGCGUAGCUUCAGCGUGUCAUUACUAUAUUUUGUGUUCAGAAAAUGAAGAGGAACAAAAACAAAAUGCCAGUAUUAUUAUUUUUUUCUCUACUUGUAUGCAUAUGAAGAUUUAAUGACCUAUAUAUUAGGCUUCGAGUUAUUAUAUUUGGAAAUGACACUGUACAGUAUUAUUAUCGUGGUCCUCAGAUUGUGUUCAGUAUGAAAAUAUGGCAUCUACUGUAUCAUUAGCAGAGGUUUGUCUUCAGAGCUAUAUAUAAAGGGUUUAUUUUAUGUCACAAGAA